Molecule: messenger RNA, 423 nt
Organism: Poecilia reticulata (guppy)
Lineage: Eukaryota; Metazoa; Chordata; Actinopteri; Cyprinodontiformes; Poeciliidae
Source: RefSeq, a predicted model, not a curated record
AUGGGGAGACAUGCAGCGUCCCCUGGACAGCCUGGGGGUCCCACAGGAGUUCAGCACACCACCGUUGUGAACAUCCCAGCUGAGCUGCCCAACAACCACAUCAUCUGGUCUCUCAUCUCCUUUGUGUAUGGAAAUCUGCUCUGCCUGGGACUGGCGGCCCUCAUCUUCUCCAUAAAGGCCAGAGACAGGAAGAUGGUUGGAGAUCAAGAUGGAGCCAGACGUCACGCCUACACCGCUCACGUUCUCAAUGUCUUUGUGACAUCUUUAGCCAUCUUACUCUCCAUUGCUGCGCUCAUUGUUGUGAUUGUAAACUUUCCAAUAUUUUACAGAUAUCACUAAGUAACUUUUGUGUGGUAUGAGGGGUUUUAACCCUUGUGUGUGCGAAGACUGAGGCUAACGUAGAGGACUGUGGCAAAUGAUACA